CCCUCUCCGCAACUGUCAUCGAUUUGUCAACCGGGUCCCGUCGUGUUGCGUGAAAAUGGUGGAGUCAGGUGCGGUUGCCUCUCGGAUUCUUCGAAUAUCGCCCAAAAUUGACGAUCUUCUGCCGAACAAGCAACUCAAUUGCCCAGAACCCAACUGCUCCAGCAUAUUCUCCAAUACGGGAAAUCUCCAAAUGCAUCUUGAACGUCAUCAUCGUCGAAAACCGAUGAAAGGAGACUCAGCCAACGUCGAGGGAAUCCCCGAGAAUUCGACGCUCACUAAAUGGUACUUCUGCCCCGUGGAAAACUGUCCGUACUUCGACGUGGGCAAAGUUGCUAACAAACACUUCACUUGCUUGAAAUAUGUUCGCCAACACUACCAGAAAGUGCAUGCAGUGAAAAUGUUCCAGUGCGAAAUGUGUGGAAAGACAUUCGGUACGGAGGGGAUGAGGGUUCGCCACCAGCUGGAUUGUGGACGAGUCUAUGAAUGUGAUGAGUGCGGCUGGGCGUACAACACUCGCGAGACUCUGCUGACGCAUGCCAAACGAAAGGGGCAUGUCAUUGACUCCAACAAAUUCAAGACAGCACCGGCGACGAAGCAACCGCCACCGUCUGCCAACGACACCGUGAUUAUAGGGACCCAAACGACUACUCCGAUCCAGAUUCUCGUCAAGUUGUCAACGCAGACUCAGGAUCAAGGAAUUCAGACGGAUCCAGUGGAAAUCAAGCAGCAGCCGAAGCGAAAGCGCGGGUCGAAUACAUCAAGGGUUGGCAACAAGUCAUCAAAGAAGCAGAAAAACACCGCGACAGAGACAACUGUUUGCCAGGAGGACUCCCCGAAAAUGCACCCCGCACUGUCAGUGGACUCUCCUCCUGAAAACAACCUCAACCGCCUGAAUUUCGUCGAAGACGCCGACGUGGAAGACAGCAUCAGCACGUGCCUGGAGCAACUGGUCAACUCGUCCGGGGGCCUGUGCGACAUCGAAACGCAAACAGAAAAGUUCUCAACAAACAUCCUCGACCAAAUGCUCUAUUCGCACAUGCACACGCAGACCUGUGACGAGUUCUUGUCCGAACUGGGACUUUCUGACAUUCAAACGCAGACCAACUUGCCCGACGAUAAGGACGGAUUGGGGGAGUCGUCUGACCAGAACGCCUACGGCAUCACCACGUCCGGACCGCAUGACGAGAUGCUGGUGUCGACCGAGACGCAAACGAGCUUCACGCAGUGCCUUCUGGAGUACAAUGAGGCCGGGACGAACAGCAACGGCAUCACGCAACAUACGCAAACCUGCGAGACGCUUCUCGAGGGGCUUUUCGGCGGACAGGACAAUGAUUUCAUUGGGAAUUUCCAAUCGACUUACACGCAAACAUGAUGGUACGAUGAAUUUUAGGGAGCGAAGAUUAUAAGACUGAAAAAUGCAACGUGUGGAAGGAGAGGACGAAAUGUUAUUUCGUCGAAUGACCAGCAAGACCACGAGGUGGUAGCGAACGAACAAAAUUGUUGGAAGUCUUCCCCUUUUCAUUUCUUCCAGAAGCUUGCAUGAGGCUGUGGCAACGAAGCAACGGUUUUUGCUUCUCUGUUGCCUCAACGAGAAUUUUGAUGAAAUUUCAUUAAUCUGCGGGCGGGCGAGGGCUAAAACGUACACAAUCUGGCGCGCCUUAUCUAUGGAUGGAAUUCACAACUAGAAGGGAAUUUUGUAUGCCUCUUGCUCCUCCCUUCUGGAGUUCUCUUUUAUUUUCAACGAGAAUGUUCCAGUUGCGUUAUCAACACACUCAGCGCUUUGCAAGUGAUAACCUUACCGCAGCGAGGCAACACAAAGAGAUCACAAACAUCAAUGACCAAGCGAGAUUCCAACUCGGGGCAACGAGAUCAAGGAGCUUACGGUCACCCAACUCGGCCAUCACGAUUUCACCAUUUCUCUACGAGUUCCUUCCGGAAUCAUGAAAGGAAUCUUUUGGAUCAGAAAAAUUAAGCUUUUUAUCCGAAAAAUUAACCUCGUCCGCCCGAAACCCAGGAGCAGAUUCAGAGCUAAAUCAGCUUUAAAUUAAGACAAAAGUAUUAAAAAAUAAGUUCCCACAACAAUCACUGUAGAUAUUAAGUUCACUUUCUCCUGUUAUGAUAGUAUCACCCGUUUUUCAUGUUAUGGCACAUUUCGGACGUUUUUCUUCUGCAUUUAAUGUUGGUAAAGUCGAUGUUCAACGUUGUGAAAAAAAAACAGGCGAAUUAAAUGAGUACAAAGCCGAA
Messenger RNA from Hermetia illucens (black soldier fly), 2244 nucleotides. It is a transcript of the gene Asciz, whose product is annotated as zinc finger protein 143. The coding region runs from base 56 to 1372 and encodes 438 amino acids. The transcript has a single exon. Gene Ontology annotation, biological process: regulation of transcription by RNA polymerase II. Lineage: Eukaryota; Metazoa; Arthropoda; Insecta; Diptera; Stratiomyidae. The record is from RefSeq and is a predicted model, not a curated record. Gene Ontology annotation, cellular component: nucleus. Gene Ontology annotation, molecular function: DNA-binding transcription factor activity, RNA polymerase II-specific; transcription cis-regulatory region binding.